Molecule: messenger RNA, 673 nt
Organism: Clupea harengus (Atlantic herring)
Lineage: Eukaryota; Metazoa; Chordata; Actinopteri; Clupeiformes; Clupeidae
Product: inactive phospholipid phosphatase 7-like
Exons: 1
Coding region: 73-579 (168 amino acids)
Source: RefSeq, a predicted model, not a curated record
AUUUUGUGGUUGUCGUGUAAACAAUACAAUUAUUUAAACGGUCGGUAGCCUAUCACUGGUGAUUCAAUCGAUAUGCCAGUGACGCAAGGUCGAUCCAGGAGGGAACGGAACAAUGUUCUGAACCGACCCGAGUUCAUGUCACUGAACCAGCCGUUACGGACUAAUAAUGCUGAAGUUCGCGGCGGGUCCGGACGGAAACCCGCCAAUAAACACCCGCAGAGUCAACACCACGCGCCUGAGACCGCGCAGCCGGAGACGCCGGAGAAUAACACUGACCGGCGGGAAUCGAUCAAACUACCAGAGGAGGACUGCAUGCUGCUCAAUCCAUCUUUCAAAGUGAUCGCUAUGAACUCACUCUUCGCUAUUGACAUCUGCCUAUCCAAGAGACUCGGGGUGUGCGCGCGCACCUCCUCCUCCUGGGGCAGUAUGCGCUCCAUGGUGAAGCUGCUCGCGCUGACCGGGCACGCGAUCCCCUGGGUGAUCGGCACGAUCUGGAGCCUGACCAGGAGCAACACGUUGGCAGGGCAAGAGGUUCUGAUUAACUUGCUUCUGGGUAAGACUUCUACCACACAGCUAUGAAUAAAUCGUUCUCAGUAAUUUGGCUCUUUGAAAUCCUUAGAAGUUAUUUGGCACUUCCGUCACUAGUAGCCUACACAACACAUCAUGGUCACUU